This is a messenger RNA of Chrysoperla carnea, 1566 nucleotides long. RefSeq lists its product as uncharacterized. Bases 1 to 1566 code for a protein of 521 amino acids. The record is from RefSeq and is a predicted model, not a curated record. Lineage: Eukaryota; Metazoa; Arthropoda; Insecta; Neuroptera; Chrysopidae. The transcript has 4 exons.
AUGAGAGCGAAAAAUGCUGUAAUUAACGGAAUACUAGAAGAGAAUGAUGAAAUGGAUUUGAAUGAGAGUAUACGCCAAAUCAUAAUUGAUAAACUUGAAAUUGAUUGUAAAAAGGAAGACAUUGAAAGUGUGAGACGAAUUGUUGAAACAUGGUGUGAAGAUAAUGAUGUAGUGCCUAUUAAUGGAUAUGGUUCGUUUGUAAAAAAACCAAAUAAAAUUGGUGAAGGUGGAAGGAAAUCGGGAGGUAUCGUUAUAUAUUAUAGAGAAGAGAUAAAAAAUAAAACAAAAUUAUUGAAAAAUAAUACAAAAGAAAGUAUCUGGAUCUCAACGAAAAUACGCAAGAAAAAAUUUAUAAUUUGCGAUAUUUAUAAUCCACCUAAAUAUUCUAAAUACGCAAACGAAGAAUUUUUUAACUGUUUACAGAAUGAGAUUAAGAAUAUGGAAUAUAAAUAUUUGAAUGCGGAACUGAUUAUAGUAGGAGAUAUGAAUGGUAGAAUUGGAGAAAUUCAAGAAAGAGACCAUGAAAAUGAAGCUAAAUACAGUAACGUGGUUAAUAAUUUCAACAUUAAUUUGGAAAAUAGAAGAAAUAAAGACAAGGAGAUAAAUGAAUAUGGGGAAAAAAUUAUCCAAGUGUGUAAAGAUUUGGAUAUGGUUAUUUUGAACAGUCGGUGCAAAGGAAAUAAAGAAGGAGAGUACACAUUUGUUUCUGAAAAUGGGAAGAGUGCAAUUGAUCUAGUGAUCAAAACUAAUUUACACGAGCAGUAUAUAUUAGAUAUGGCAGUUAUAGGAUGUGUGGAAAAUAGUAAACACUUUCCAAUUGAAAUUUCAUUGAAUAUAUAUUGCAAUAAGGUAAAAGAGAUCCCAAAAGAAAAAUUCCAAACUCUUGAAGUAUAUAAAUGGAAUAACCAAAAAUGCGAUGAAUUCAAAAGCAAUAUGGUGGGCAGAGUUGAUUUAUGGUUAUUUGGAAUUGAAAAUGGAAUACGGAAGAAUGAAAUAAAUGAGGCACAUAAAAUAUUAGAGAUGAUGUACAAGAGUAUUGGAAAGUCAAUGAGGGUUGUAAACAAUACAAAUAAUUAUUUGGCAAGAAAUAAUUGGUUUGAUAGGGAAUGUCGGGAAGCAAAACACAAUACAAGAAAUGCACUAAGAAUAUUUAGAAGAUCGAAUAUAAAGCGGCAUUUAGAUGAUUAUCGUAUACUUAAAAAGCAAUACGUUAAUUUAUGUAUAAGGAAAAACGACGAAAUGAAAGCUAUACGGGAAGGUGAAAUAAUGAGAAUGGUUAAAGAAAGGGACGAGGUGGAACAAAGCCAACUGGACGAAGAAUUUUAUAUCAACCCUGGAUCAAAUAGUAACGACAUGGUUAUAGAGAUGCUGGAAAGAGAAAUAGAUGAAAAUGAGGUUGAAUAUGCCAUUAGCACAUUAAAAAAUAGAAAAACACCUGGAAUCGAUGGUAUACCAGCUGAAUUUAUCAAAAAUUCAACAGAUUACAACAGUGGACUGAAGAAAAUAAAAUCAUUGGUGAAUUUCAAGCUGGAUUUCGUACGGGAUAUGGGACAUUGGAUAACAUAA